Molecule: messenger RNA, 1199 nt
Organism: Lactuca virosa
Lineage: Eukaryota; Viridiplantae; Streptophyta; Magnoliopsida; Asterales; Asteraceae
Source: the annotation of a GenBank genome assembly
AGUGGACUGGACUCCUUCCGUUAGUUUAUGAGGUUGAUCUACAUCCAGUCAUCCAUAUGAUAAUGGAGAUGAGAAAAUCGAUCCAUAUGGUUACUAUCUGGGGGAAUGCAGAUACGCGGGUUGCCCAUUACUUUGGACUGCUGCCAUCCAGUGAACGUGGUGGAGGCUGCCGUUACCAUUUCCGAUGUUGUCUAUAGCCCCAUUUAUGCUGCUGCUUUUUCAUCCACCAAAAUCAAAUACCCUCCAAUUUACAGUUACAAACCAAUACCCCUUGGAGCGACUUCACGAAUUUCAGUACCUUUCGCUGCAUCCUGUUCCAAGGGAGAUUCCGGCGAGUCAUUGAACGAUUGCAGCGAUACUGACUUGCAACAAGUGUCCGAACCACCUCCCACUGGAGCUGAUGAUAUUGAGGUUGAGAUAGAAAAAUUAAGCAAAAACCGAAGGAGAAUCCGGUCCAAGGUCGCCGUCGAGGCCAGUCUCGAAACCAUUUGGGGCAUCCUGACCGAUUAUGAUAGGCUGGCCGACUUCAUCCCUGGUCUCGCUGUAAGCCAGGUGCUUGAUAAAAAAAUUAAUUUUGCCCGUCUUCUUCAGAUUGGGGAGCAAAAACUGGCAUUUGGUUUGGUUUUCAAUGCUAAAGGCAUUGUUGAUUGUUAUGAAAAAGAUUUUGAAAGGCUUCCAUGUGGUCAAAGGCGUGAUAUAGAGUUUAAAAUGAUUGAGGGUGAUUUUUCACUCUUUGAAGGGAAGUGGUCUAUUGAGCAGUUGACUGAUGAAAAGAGGUUUGACCAACAGUAUCAUACAACUCUUUCAUAUGCAGUUGAUGUGGAGCCCAAAAUGUGGUUGCCUGUUCAACUUGUUGAAGGCCGGCUUUGUAGAGAGAUAAAAAUGAACCUUUUCUCCAUCAGAGAAGUAGCACAAAAAGCAUCUGAUAAUAUUUCUUCUUUUUAGUGUCUGAAAAAUUCUUUUGUCUUGGCUUGUUUUAGCUUUCAAUGUAGUUUUGUAAACUUGUUCUAUUGUUAGUGAAAGAAAUUUUGUUUAUGGUGCUUAAAUAAAGCAACCGAGUACAAAAUUCUACUAAUGCCUGCUUUGUAAUGAUAAAUAGAUGAUUUUAGGCAUGUGACUUGACAAAUCAUCAAUUUUAUAAGUUGUUACAUACUUCACAACCUGUAUUCAUAUUCAAGUAUUUAGUGAUCAAUUCCCUC